Amphimedon queenslandica is the source of this 2209-nucleotide messenger RNA. RefSeq names its product replication factor C subunit 2-like. The record is from RefSeq and is a predicted model, not a curated record. The coding region runs from base 45 to 1139 and encodes 364 amino acids. NCBI's taxonomy places the organism in Eukaryota, Metazoa, Porifera, Demospongiae, Haplosclerida, Niphatidae. Gene Ontology annotation, biological process: DNA-templated DNA replication; DNA repair. Gene Ontology annotation, molecular function: ATP hydrolysis activity; ATP binding; DNA clamp loader activity. Gene Ontology annotation, cellular component: DNA replication factor C complex; nucleus. The transcript has 10 exons.
GUGGGUUGGCGCAUGCGCAGUACCUUAGCGCGGGCCUGACUGUCAUGGAGGAGGGAAUGGAAGUAGAGAACGUGGCUGAUCCUGAAGCAGCAGGAGUUGCAGAGCCAAAGAAGAAAGCAGAAGGGAAGACAAGAAAUGUCCCGUGGGUGGAGAAGUACCGCCCACAAAAGCUAUCAGAAAUUGUUGGUAAUGAAGAUACAGUGAAACGACUUGAAGUUUUUUCGAAAGAGGGAAACGUCCCAAACAUUAUUAUAGCCGGUCCCCCAGGAACUGGUAAAACAACCAGUAUACUAUGCUUGGCCAGGACGCUAUUGGGUGCAUCAAUGAAAGAUGCAGUGCUAGAGCUGAAUGCAUCUAACGAUAGGUAUUCAAUAUUAGCAUUAUUGUUGUUGUUGUUGUUGUUAUUAUUUUUAUUUAGGGGGAUUGAUGUUGUUCGGAACCGGAUUAAAAUGUUUGCGCAUCAGAAAGUCACCCUCCCCCCGGGGAGACACAAAAUCGUCAUACUUGACGAGGCGGACAGCAUGUCUGAUGGAGCCCAACAAGCACUAAGACGAACGAUGGAGAUUUAUUCAAAGACUACCAGAUUCGCUCUCGCUUGCAAUGACUCCGAGAAAAUUAUCGAACCCAUACAAUCCCGCUGUGCAAUGUUAAGAUACUCUCGACUCUCCGAUGCUCAGAUACUUGAGAGGCUAUUGGAAGUUUGCGACAAAGAAAAUCUCAUUCGCACUGAUGAUGGAUUGGAGGCCAUUAUAUUCACAGCUCAAGGAGACAUGAGGCAGGCACUGAAUAACUUACAGUCGACUAAUGAUGGUUUUUCAUUCAUAAAUUCCGAAAAUGUUUUCAAAGUAUGUGAUGAGCCACACCCACUGUUAAUUAAAGAGAUGCUCACUCACUGUAAUAAUUCCGAUAUUGACUCCGCCUUCUUGAUAUUAAUGACCCUCUGGGAUAAAGGAUACUCGGCUCACGAUAUCAUCACGAGUAUCUUCCGUGUCUGUAAGACUCACUCAAUGUCGGAGUACCUGAAAUUAGAAUACCUUAAGGAAGUUGGUUAUACUCACAUGAGGAUCAUAAAAGGUGUGGACUCAUUGUUGCAGCUGUCGGGAUUACUAGCAAGACUCUGUAUGAAGACAUCAGAUUGACACUAUAUCCUUCUCUAUCUAUUAUUUAACUACAUUAACCUUUCAGCAUUACAUGUAUAUGUACAUUGCACACAUCACUGAGGUAAUUUUAAUGUAUUUUUAUUAUUAAUAAAUAAUGAUGCUAAAAGUACCAGCUAUUGUUCAAUAUAAAAUCAAGUUGCAGCGCUUUCAUGUGUAUAGUAAAGUAAUAUUUCAUGUGUGCUCAUUUUUUGGCUGCUUUUGGAUGACACGGAACUUAAAGUUGUAUUUUUAUUGAGGGCAGUCUGCCUGUGCUGCUAGUAUUCAAGAUAAUAGUACCUUUUGUUAGUGCAAGAAAAUAAGGACUCUACAUCUACUUCUCUUUGCCCCAGAAAAAAAAGAGCGGGAAUAUGAACAGUAUUGUUAUCAUUACAGCUGCACUGCUAAGUCUUCUUCAUUUCUCUAAAGGCUACAACUUUUACCAUUCCUACUACUCCGGAGCUAACCUCUUUAGUCUUAAUGAAGGCUGCAAUGAACUGCUAGAAAUAAAACAAGAAGAAGAAGGAGGAGAAUGUACUUCAAGAGUCAAUAGUGAUCUUGUCAAGGCACUGGCUGGUUGUGCUGACGCCAUGAAAGGGAUUAACGAGUGUUAUAAGUCUGGGGCCGUGACUGCAGAGGGUCUGAGAAAGAUAGAGAAAUUGAGGAGGGUUCUGGGGCAGACCGAGGUUGUCCUGGCCAAUUGUCCUAAUCGAGAGAAAGACGAUUUGACUAAAGCAUUAGAUGAUUGUACCAAUGCAUGUAGUGACGUGAUAGGUUGCAAUCAAUGAUGUAUUUAUGAUGUGAGGAUCUUGUUGUCACUCAAACUAAUUCAUAUAACUGUAAUUUUUAUUACUUAAUAAUUUAUCAUAAAUAAAACAUACAAGUAUAUGUAGCUAAUAAUAAUAAUAAUAAUUAAAAUAAUGAUAAUGAUAAUACUUAUUAAUUUUAAAAAUCAACAACAGAAACAGUCACAAUAAUAUAAUGGGAUCCUUAUAGAGCGUUUGUAUUUAAUAACAAUUACUGAUUAUUAUUAUUGUUAUUAUUAAAUGAACUAGCUAUCAUUUAAUAUCAAG